AGUAAGAGCUUCUUCCUCUUUUAGGAAUCUCCAUCCUGCGGCUAAGUCACACAUGGCUCUCAACUCUUUUCCAUUUCAAGUUGCAUUGUCAAGUCCUUAUCUUGCUACAUUGUGAGAUUUGUUUCUGGGAAUGGCCAAGAUUUUGUGGUGCUCAUGGUAGUUGGUGGUGGCUUCUUGAAUUUCUGAGCUUGAGUUUUGACUAUUCCUUCGGGUACUAAACUCUUUUUUCCUUUUUCUUUUUUUUUUCAACCCCACUUGGAUCUUUUCAGAUUUUCUCCUCACCCCUUCAACUUUGUCUUCACUCUAUACCUAAUAUUCUUAGAAAUUUUGUGUCUUGGCUUCUUUAUCAUUUCCCCUCUCAACAACACUUUGAAAGCAAAAAUUCUCGAGCUUUAGCUUAUCUUAGCUUCUCUAUUCUCAUUUGUUUGUGAUGAUUACUUAGAUAGAGUUCAACAAGACCUUUCACAUGUAACCGAGACUUGGGGGUAUUUGGUUGAUUAUUGUAUCUCUUAAUUUGCCCCUCUAAGCAUAUUCUAGACAUGCUUGGACAAGGGAAUUUCCUCCUUAGAUUACCAUUCUUGCUAUAUAUCUUCAUUUGCUUCUUGAUACGUUCUGUUGUGGGAGCUGAGAUUCCAUUAGGUUCCAAAUUUUCUGUGGCUGACAAUGAUUGUUGGGUUUCCUCCAAUGGUGAUUUUGCAAUUGGAUUCUUCAACAUUUCAGAUCAACCUAACCAGUUUAGUGUUGGCAUUCGGUUUAAUUCGGAGUCUAUUCUGGUUAGCCAACAAACUGUGGUUUGGGUUGUUGGUGGCCAGGACACAGUAGGCUACAUGUCUUACUUUGAACUCACACAGGAAGGGGAACUGGUCCUGUUUGAUUCCUCACAAGAAGUUUCUGUUUGGACUAGCAACACAGGAAACCGAUCUGUAGCUUCAGCUAUGCUCCUUGACAAUGGAAAUCUUGUCCUAAUGGACAAAGAGCAACACAUCAUUUGGCAAAGUUUUGAUACUCCAUCUGAUACACUUCUCCCAGGACAAAGCUUGUUUGCCACCAAUAUGCUUCGUGCUGCGAGCAAGAAUCACAAGUCCAGUUACUAUACUCUUCACAUGAAUGCUUCAGGUCAUUUGGAGCUACAUUGGGAAAGUGAUGUUAUCUACUGGACAAGUGGAAAUCCUUCUGCUUUGAAUCUCAGUGCAUUCCUUACAACCAGUGGAGCUCUGGAGCUUCGAGACCAGAGAUUGAAACCUGUUUGGUCUGUGUUUGGAGAGGAUCAUAAUGAUUCUGUGAAAUACAGAUAUCUCCGGCUCGAUGUGGAUGGCAAUCUUCGCUUAUACUCAUGGGUUGAAGGUUUAGGAUUGUGGAGAUCGGUGUGGCAAGCUGUUGAGAAUCAGUGCAAGGUCUUUGCAACUUGUGGUCAACUUGGUGUGUGUGUCUUCAAUGCCUCAGGUUUUGCUGAAUGCCAAUGCCCAUUUGAGGUAAUUGGGACUAAAUGUUUGGUUCCAGAUGAAAGGGAGUGUGAAUCUGGCUCCAAUAUGAUAGCAUAUAAGAACACAUAUCUUUAUGCAUUCUACCCUCCUGUUAAUGCUGUUAUCACAAGUAGUUUGCAGCAUUGUCAACAGCUGUGCCUGAAUGACACGCAAUGUCGGGCUGCAACCUUUUCCAAUGAUGGAAUUCCACAAUGCUAUAUAAAGAAAACUGGGUAUGUAACUGGUUAUUCAGAUCCUUCUGUAAGCUCAAUAUCAUUUGUUAAGAAAUGUUCAGGUCCGUUUGCUGUAAAUCCAAGUCUCACCAUGUCUUCUCCUUCCAAACCAUCUUCUAGGCUGUGUGUUCCUUGUCUAAUAGGAGCUGCCACAGGCACAUUUUUCAUCUUUGUUAUUCUCCAAUUGGGAAUUGGGAUCUUCAUAAUCUACAGAAGAAAAAACUCUACCAGGAAAAAGGCCACUUUAGCUUUCAUAGGCACAAACUCAAAGGGCUUAAUAGUGUUGUCCUUCUCAGAAAUCAAGAGCGUCACAGGGGAUUUCAAGAAUCAAAUUGGGCCAAAGGUGUUCAAGGGUUUGCUACCAAACAAUCACCUGAUUGUGGUUAAAGACCUGAAUGCGUCCAUAGAGGAAAGGAAGUUCCGAAGUGCUGUUAUGAAGAUGGGUAGCAUCCAUCACAAGAGCCUUGUGAAACUAGAGGGUUAUUGUUGUGAGUUUGAUCAUAGGUUUCUAGUGUAUGAAUACUGCAAGAAAGGUUCAGUGGACAAGUACAUAGAUGAUUCUACUCUUUGCAGGAUGCUAACAUGGAGAAAGAGAGUUGAGAUAUGCUCAAGUGUGGCAAAGGCCAUAUGUUAUUUGCACUCAGGGUGCAAGGAGUUCAUAAGCCAUGGAAACUUGAAAUGUGAAAAUGUCAUGUUGGAUGAAAACUUAGGUGCCAAGGUGACUGAAUUUGGGUUUGCUAUUGCAGAUGGUAAGGCAGCAUUUUGUGGCUUUUCAGCUGAGAAGGAUGUGGAGGAUUUUGGCAAGUUGGUUUUGACCUUGUUAACCGGGAUUCGCGAUCAUGAACACGUUGAACUUUGCGAGUGGGCAUAUAAAGAAUGGAUGGAAGAGAGAGUGGCCAAUGUGGUUGAUAAGAGAAUAGAAGGAGAUUGUGAUUCAGAAGAGCUCGAGCGCGCAUUGAGAAUUGCAUUUUGGUGCCUUCAAAUGGAUGAACGUAGGAGACCUUCCAUGGGGGAGGUAGUAAGAGUGCUUGAUGGAACAUUGAGUGUUGAUCCCCCACCACCUCCAUUUGCCUUUCAGAGACCCUUACAGGUAGAUGAUUCAGAAGUAAAUGGCUCAGAGUUAGAAGUAUUCAAUUUUUAGGAACUUUAGUUCAUUUGUUUUCAUGUUAUUUGACUUCAUAAUUGAUGUGUAUAGUAGGACUGGACUAACUUGUAGAUGACAAGAAACUAUGUUCAUUGUUUCUUGCCCCUUAACCUAUUAGUUGUAGUUAAUCUGUAAAGACAUUUCUGUUCAUUUCUGAUCAGCAGCAUCUGCCUUAAGUUGUCUCCACUUAAAGACAUACUUGAGAGUUGAGAAUGAGGCAUUUUGUAUGAAUGAGCAUUUUUUGUGUGUGUGGAUAUUGCUAUUUAUUGUAACUUAAGAGGACAAAGUAGGCUAAGAUAAGAUAGAAGUUCAGUUAUAGUUAA
Messenger RNA from Cajanus cajan (pigeon pea), 3163 nucleotides. RefSeq names its product G-type lectin S-receptor-like serine/threonine-protein kinase SD3-1. Gene Ontology annotation, molecular function: protein serine/threonine kinase activity; ATP binding. The record is from RefSeq and is a predicted model, not a curated record. Gene Ontology annotation, biological process: protein phosphorylation; recognition of pollen. NCBI's taxonomy places the organism in Eukaryota, Viridiplantae, Streptophyta, Magnoliopsida, Fabales, Fabaceae.